GUGCGGGCGUGCAGUCAGUCUGCCUCCGCACCCCGACCACAUAGGUGAGGAGGACCACCACUACACAGUCACCAUGACGGAGGCCACGCUUGUAGGGAGCACCAUGGGUGGCGGCACCCUCUCCUGGUUGGACUACGGGGUGUUUAGCCUCAUGCUGCUGCUCUCCCUCCUGGUGGGCGUCUACUUCGCCAUCAAGAGUCGCAACAAGGGCAACGACGAGUUCUUGGUGGGCGGCCGAAGCAUGACUUGCCUGCCCAUGUCCAUGUCGCUGGUGGUGACAUACCUCUCAGCGGUAUCUCUUCAAGGCUUCCCCGCUGAGACCUUCUACCACAGUAUGCAACCUGUCCUUACCAAAUCUAGCAUCCUGGCAAUACCCAUUGCCGCCGCCGUCUUCGUUCCCUUCUACUACGAACUAAAAAUUGUUUCCGCUUACCAGUACCUGGAGAUGCGGUUCAACUCUGUGACAACGCGUCGUGUCGCCAGCGCCCUCUUCAUCACGCAGACGCUUCUCUACCAGGCCAUCGUCAUCUACGCCCCGGCUCUCGCCCUCGCUGCCGUCACCGACUUCCCCAUGUGGCUCGCCAUCCUUGUCGUGGGCGCUAUCGCCUCCUUCUACACUACCAUCGGAGGCCUGAAGGCGGUGGUGUGGACCGACGCCCUACAGUUUGUGAUCGUGCUGGGAGGCCUCAUGACCAUCGUCAUCAUGGGAGUGAAAGAGGUGGGCAGCCUGCAGAAAGUAUGGGACAUUAACGUCAAACAUAAGCGUGCAGGACUACAGAUUUUCAACUGGAGUCCGGACAUAUUUGAGCGACACACCGUGUGGGGUCUGUCGUGGUUCGGCUUCUUCAGCAGCAUUGUGAAAUACGGCAGCUCCCAGACGGCCAUCCAGCGGUACUCCAGCAUGAAGAGCCUCACCCACGCCUACCUGUCAGUGUUGCUCCUCGUCCCAUACUUCGCCGCCGACGCUGUCCUGUUGACCCUCACUGGUCUGGUGGUGUUCGCGACCUACGAGGACUGCGACCCUCUGAAGGCCGGGCUGAUCCACUCUAAGGACCAGAUUCUGCCGUACUACGUCAUGGAUCGCUUCAGUUCCGUCCCUGGCCUGGCAGGACUCUUCAUAUCCUGCAUAUUUUCCGGGGCGCUGAGCACCAUCUCGUCCGGAGUGAACUCUCAAGCAGCUGUCACCUGGGAAGACUGGCUGUCUAAGAUGCCAAGCUGUGCCUCCCUCUCCACCUCCACCCAGACCCUCAUCACCAAGUUACUAGGUAGGUCCCACCCUCACACACCACCCACAUCCUCAUCACCAAGUUACUAGGUAGGUCCCACCCUCACACACCACCCACACCCUCAUCACCAAGUUACUAGGUAGGUCCCACCCUCACACACCACCCACACCCUCAUCACCAAGUUACUAGGUAG
Homarus americanus (American lobster) is the source of this 1419-nucleotide messenger RNA. RefSeq names its product sodium-coupled monocarboxylate transporter 2-like. The transcript is spliced from 9 exons. Gene Ontology annotation, molecular function: symporter activity. The record is from RefSeq and is a predicted model, not a curated record. Gene Ontology annotation, cellular component: membrane. Gene Ontology annotation, biological process: sodium ion transport; transmembrane transport. NCBI's taxonomy places the organism in Eukaryota, Metazoa, Arthropoda, Malacostraca, Decapoda, Nephropidae. The coding region runs from base 74 to 1315 and encodes 413 amino acids.